This is a messenger RNA of Colletotrichum karsti, 1596 nucleotides long. Its product is annotated as amino acid permease. NCBI's taxonomy places the organism in Eukaryota, Fungi, Ascomycota, Sordariomycetes, Glomerellales, Glomerellaceae. Bases 1 to 1596 code for a protein of 531 amino acids. Gene Ontology annotation, biological process: transmembrane transport; amino acid transport. Gene Ontology annotation, cellular component: membrane. The record is from RefSeq and is a predicted model, not a curated record. Gene Ontology annotation, molecular function: transmembrane transporter activity. The transcript is spliced from 5 exons.
AUGGCGCACUUCGUCUCUCAAGACCCCGGUGCUCGCGAGCACGACCUCGGCUUCGCCAAGGACGAUGUCAAGGACGGCUUCACUGCCCGUCCUUCCCGCUCAGACGAUGGCGCCGACAACAUGCUCGAGUCGCUCGGCUACAAGCCUGAGCUCGAGCGCAACCGCUCGACGCUGCAGGUCGCCUUCAUGUCAUUCGUCCUCGCAUCCAUUCCCUACGGCCUGUCCACCACGAUGAUCUACCCCUUGGCUGGCGGUGGUCCCGUCGAUAUCAUUUGGGGCUGGCUCGGCGUGUCUCUGAUCAUCAUCUGUGUUGCCGCUUCGCUUGGUGAAAUCACCAGUGUCUACCCUACUGCCGGAGGAGUCUACUACCAGGCCUUCAUGCUCGCGCCCCCUAGCUGGCGCCGCGUCGCCAGUUGGAUCUGCGGCUGGCUCUACGUCGUUGGAAAUAUCACAAUCACUCUUGCCGUGAACUUCGGGACCGCUCUUUUCUACGUCGCGUGCAUCAACGUUUUCGAGUCCGAGCCGGGUGUCGGUAUCUUCGCCGGCGAGCCCUACCAGGUCUUCCUGAUCUUCCUCGCCAUCACCAUUCUCUGCAACGCCGUCUCCUCGCUCGGUAACCGCUGGCUGCCUCUUCUUGACACUGCUGCCAUCUACUGGACCUUCGCCGGUGUCAUUGCCAUCAUCGUGGCCGUCCUCGUCGUUGCCAAGAACGGCCGUCACGAUGCCGCCUAUGUCUUCACCCACUUCGAGGCCAACUCCGGCUGGCCCAAGGGCUGGUCUUUCAUGGUCGGUCUGCUUCAUGCCGGAUACGCCACUUCCUCGACCGGCAUGGUCAUUUCCAUGUGCGAAGAAGUCAAGAACCCCUCCAAGCAGGUCCCGAAGGCUCUGGUUUUCACCGUCUGCCUUAACACCAUCGCCGGCCUCGUCUUCCUCAUCCCCCUCGUCUUCGUCCUCCCCGACAUCCCCUACCUCGUCGGCUUGGCCUCUGGCCAGCCCGUCCCCGCCAUCAUCAAGGACGCCAUCGGCAACUCCGGCGGCGCCUUCGGCCUCCUCUUCCCUCUGAUGGUCCUCGCCCUUCUCUGCGGUAUCGGCUGCACCACGGCCGCCUCUCGCUGCACCUGGGCCUUCGCUCGUGACGGCGCCAUCCCCGGCUCCCGCUGGUGGAAGCAGGUCAACCACAAGCUGGACGUCCCCCUGAACGCCAUGAUGCUCAGCAUGGCUGUCCAGAUCAUCCUCGGCGUCAUCUACUUCGGCUCCAGCGCUGCCUUCAACGCCUUCUCCGGCGUCGGUGUCAUCUGCCUGACCGCCUCCUACGCCUGCCCCAUCGCCAUCAGCCUUUUCACCGGCCGCAAGGCUUUGGAGGGUGCCAGCUUCAACCUCGGCGCCUUCGGCACCUUCGCCAACGUCGUCUCUCUUGCCUGGUCCGCCCUCGCCAUGCCUCUCUUCUGCAUGCCCACCUUCGUCCCCGUCACCCCCACGACCAUCAACUACGCCCCCGCCGUCUUCGUCUUCGCCUGCUUGGUCUCCGGCCUGUGGUACAUCGUCUGGGGCCGCAAGAACUACGCCGGACCCCCGUCCGAGGAGGUAACCUACUAA